Molecule: messenger RNA, 961 nt
Organism: Chara braunii
Lineage: Eukaryota; Viridiplantae; Streptophyta; Charophyceae; Charales; Characeae
Source: the annotation of a GenBank genome assembly
CGCUAUACUGACUGUAACCGCUUCGAACAUCGGCUGGCGGGAUGAUGAAAAGAGUCAAGACUCCGUACAAGUGCAGCGAAUCGACACAUUGGCGAAUCAGGCCAGAAAAAGAGCCUAAGAAGACUGGCGAAGGGAGUUCUCAGCAGGCGAGUAAGGGGAAGAUGCGAGACGGCGAGCUCACGAAGAUGGCUGCUGAAAUGGUCACCCUCAAGAAGCACCUUGAGGACAUGCGGAGUCUGAAGUAUGAGAUCGCGUCCCUCAAGGGAUCGAUCUCUAAGCUGAAAUUUCCGGUGGUGCGGCAGUUCAUAUCACCGCGACAACUUCGCAACGAGAAUGGAAAUACUCCGGCGAAGAAGAGCACUCCGAAAGCAAGCGGAGGAGAACCAAGUAGAAUUAAGAGGAAAACACAGCAAGCAAAAGAUCCGCAAAAGAGCGCACGGCGAUCCUCGGCCCGACGAAGGAUUCUGCAAGGGAAACAACUCUCCGAAGACAUGCUGAGUGCUCUCCAGAUGGAAGAUCUCAAACAACUGUGCGCGAUGCAUAAAGUUCGGUACAGAGGCAUGCCUCAAGCAAAGGUGGCACUUCGAAAGAUUCCAGGGCUGAUCAUCUCGGAUACGGAAGACCUGCUAGAUAAGACGGAGACCGGCGCUGAAGCACAGGGAAAAAAUCCGGAUGAGCGGACUGACAACCACGCACUUACUGCUCAAGCCUACCGAGGAGGCAAGCUCCUCCGAGAGGAGGCAAGCUCCUCCGAGGAGGUUGAUGUGGAACUCUCCGAAGAGUCGAUGGCAUCUAGGGACGUACAACCUAGCUCGCACUAGCAACCACGCACUUACUGCUCAAGCCUACCUCCAACUGCAAUAUGGAGCCUCAUCACGCAGUGUAGAAGUGCACUUGAAGGACUUAUGAAAGAUCGAAAUUGGAAGGGCUGCACUAUAGUCAAUAAAGCAUUUAGACUUGC